Messenger RNA from Mesorhabditis spiculigera, 2982 nucleotides. Lineage: Eukaryota; Metazoa; Nematoda; Chromadorea; Rhabditida; Rhabditidae. The record is from the annotation of a GenBank genome assembly.
AUGCACGCCUUCCGCUUCGUCGCCCUGCUGCUCGUCAUCGCCGCCCUGAGUGUGCCGACGUGGGCCCAGGAAAAGCCGAAGACGAAUCCGCCCGUGAAGCCAAAGGACCCGCCCGUGAAGCCAAAGGACCCGACCGCGAAGCCGCCCCCUCCGAAGCCCGAAACGGCCCCUCCGCCGCCCAAGACGGACGCUCCAGCGCCGAAGACGGACGCUCCGUCGCCCAAGACAGGCGCUCCGUCAUCGAAGCCGGACGAUCUGUCGCCCAAGCCGAGCGUUACGACGGCUUCACCCACAAACGCCACGGACACCGAGCCUCCGAUCUCCACCGGGCUGUACGUCGGCGCGGGUAUCGUCGUGUUUGUCGUCGUCGUGGCCUCGGCGCUGGUCUGCGUCCAUCUGCACCGCGUCGAGCCGAUGCGUGAGGAGCGUCGCCGAUUCGUCAUCGAGGCCACGCAGCUGGCCAAGCCGGAAUAUUACACGAGGCAGAAGCCGCUCAAGUGCACCGCCGUACAGCCGCAGCUCACCAAGUUCAAGGAGGGCGUCAUUACGUUCAACAAACCCGAAAUCGAUCGCCUGUCGCUGAAGUGCUCGAUUCGACCCGUAAUUAAAGGAACUCAGGACAACGAAGCCGAAUACGGGCAGAAAAUUGAGUUGGAUCUCACGAAACUCCAAGAAUACGCGCUGGAAGACGAAUUUGUCGAGGUCAACUGUGACACGACAGGUGUACUCUCACGCAACGUCUACAAGUACCACUACCACCAUCUGCAGGCGAAGUCGCUUAAUGUGGCCGGAGAUGACAUCUUGCCCGCCACGCUCGAGCACCCGCCCGUCAUCAUGCUCGGCCUUGACUCGAUGUCCUACGGCAACUUUCGGCGUCAGAUGCCGCUCACCUACAAGAGGAUGCAGGAGAUGGGUUUUCAAGACCUGCCGAGCCACGUGAAAAUCGGAGACAACACCUACGCGAACUGGCUGGCCAUCCUGACCGGAAAACGAGGAAGUGCUGUCAAGGAAUUCCCCGGCGAGCUGCCCAAUGAGUGGCACAUAUGGUUCGACGACUUUCCGUUUGUGUGGAAGAAUUUUACGAAGAAUGGUUACGUCACGAUGUUCGCCGAAGACCGCCCCGACAUCGGCACGUUCAACUACUUUGGCGAGCUGAACGGCUUCAAGACGGCGCCCACCGACCACUACUUCAGGAGCUACUGGCUGGCCGCGUUCUGGUCGCUCGUCGGUCGUCGUUCCAAGCCGUUCUGCUACGACGCUCGGCCAAAGCACGAGAUUCAGCUGGACUACCUCGAAAAUUUCCUCCACUCCUACCGCGGGCAGCGCCACUUUGCCUACUGGUGGACGCAAGACAUGAGCCACGACUAUUUGAAUGCGAUCGGCCAAACCGACAACAGCUACGCGACGUUUCUAAAGCGCAAUUCGCCACUCCUCGACGACGCCAUCACGAUUGUGUUCAGCGACCACGGCAACCGCUACGACAGCAUCCGCGAAACGGUCGUCGGCCGUCUCGAAGCCCGGCUCCCCUUCCUCUCCAUUCGGCUGCCCAAGAACAUCCGCGAAAAGUACCCCCACAUCGCCGAGGCGCUGAAGACCAACGCCGGCCGGAUGACCACGCAGUUCGACAUGUACGACACGCUGCUCGCGGUGGCUACGGGCACCUACAUGAACAUCAGCACGAAAACGGGCCGCUCCUAUCCGCUAUGGCAUCCGGUGCCCGAGACGCGAAUCUGCCACGAGGCGCAUGUUCCGGAAGACUACUGCCCCUGCUUCAACGAGAUGCCGAUCCCGGUGGAGGAGGCGAGGGGAGCUGCUGAGACCUUCAUCGCCUAUCUGAACAAGCUGCUCACCGCGCACAACGCCACGAAGCCACAAGGAACCGUGACCGAGCCGGUCAAAAACUACAAAUGCCAAAUCCUCGAGCUGGCCAACAUCACCUACGCCUCAGUUCGUCUACCGCCCGCAAAAAUUGUCGACGACCCGCAGACUGGCGGGCAGCUGCCCAAAGAUGGAAUUGAGAUUUUCUACCGUAUCGUCAUCGAAGCCGCGCCGCCAAGCCGAGCCCUAAUCGAAGGGCUGCUCGUGAAAAGGAUGAAUUCGAAGUAUACGUCCCGACGGGCGAAGUCGAGCGGAAUAACAAGUACGGUCACACGCCAAACCGACAACAGCUACGCGACGUUUCUAAAGCGCAAUUCGCCACUCCUCGACGACGCCAUCACGAUUGUGUUCAGCGACCACGGCAACCGCUACGACAGCAUCCGCGAAACGGUCGUCGGCCGUCUCGAAGCCCGGCUCCCCUUCCUCUCCAUUCGGCUGCCCAAGAACAUCCGCGAAAAGUACCCCCACAUCGCCGAGGCGCUGAAGACCAACGCCGGCCGGAUGACCACGCAGUUCGACAUGUACGACACGCUGCUCGCGGUGGCUACGGGCACCUACAUGAACAUCAGCACGAAAACGGGCCGCUCCUAUCCGCUAUGGCAUCCGGUGCCCGAGACGCGAAUCUGCCACGAGGCGCAUGUUCCGGAAGACUACUGCCCCUGCUUCAACGAGAUGCCGAUCCCGGUGGAGGAGGCGAGGGGAGCUGCUGAGACCUUCAUCGCCUAUCUGAACAAGCUGCUCACCGCGCACAACGCCACGAAGCCACAAGGAACCGUGACCGAGCCGGUCAAAAACUACAAAUGCCAAAUCCUCGAGCUGGCCAACAUCACCUACGCCUCAGUUCGUCUACCGCCCGCAAAAAUUGUCGACGACCCGCAGACUGGCGGGCAGCUGCCCAAAGAUGGCAUUGAGAUUUUCUACCGUAUCGUCAUCGAAGCCGCGCCGCCAAGCCGAGCCCUAAUCGAAGGGCUGCUCGUGAAAAGGAUGAAUUCCGAAGUAUACGUCCCGACGGGCGAAGUCGAGCGGAAUAACAAGUACGGUCACACGUCCCACUGCGUCGCCGACAGGACGCUGAAGAAAAUUUGCCAUUGCCUAGAAGUUUUG